AUGCCUGGCUCUGAUGCGGGCGAUGAAUUUGAUGUCGAGGACUUCAUCGUUGAUAUCGAUGGUAUUCAAUCCCACGGCAUCGGAGCUGCAGACAUUAACAAGCUCAAGGCCAAUGGGUACUACACUGUUGCUUCUGUACAUGGAGCCACUCGCAGAACACUCCUCAAAGUCAAAGGCUUCAGCGAAGUCAAGGUGGAGAAAAUAAAGGAAGCUGUCCAGAAAUGUCUUCCCUCGACGGGAUUCAUCACAGCCAUGGAGCUAUUCCAUCAGCGCAAAAAGGUCGUCAGAAUCUCAACAGGAAGCAAACAAUUUGACUCUAUUCUCGGAGGCGGCUUCCAAAGCAUGAGCAUCAGCGAAGUCUUCGGCGAGUUCCGCUGCGGCAAAACCCAACUCUCACACACGAUGUCCAUUAUUGCCCAGCUCCCGAAGUCGAUGGGCGGCGCUGACGGCAAAGUCGCAUACAUCGACACAGAAGGCACAUUCCGACCCGAGCGUAUCGCGCAGAUCGCCGAACGCUUCGGCGUUGAUCCGGGCCUGGCUCAAGAGAAUAUUUCGUAUGCGCGUGCUCUGAACAGUGAGCAUCAACUGGAGUUACUGAAUACGCUGAGUCGAGAAUUUGCGGAUGGGUCUUAUCGACUGCUUGUGAUUGAUAGCAUUAUGAACUGUUUCCGGGUCGACUAUUGUGGGCGUGGGGAGUUGGCGGAGCGUCAGCAAAAAUUAAAUCAGUUCCUGAUGAAACUGGCGCACAUGGCUGAAGAGUUCAAUGUCUGUGUCUUGAUGACAAAUCAGGUCCAGAGUGACCCUGGUGCAAGUGCCCUCUUCGCCGGCGCUGAUGGUCGCAAGCCUGUCGGUGGACAUGUACUUGCUCAUGCGUCUACUACUCGAGUGCUGCUUCGCAAAGGCCGUGGUGAGGAACGGGUGGCUAAGAUACAGGAUUCACCUGAUUGUCCUGAAAGAGAAGCCACUUAUGUGAUUACGAAUGGAGGUAUCAACGAUCCAGACCAGAUUUGA
Molecule: messenger RNA, 1011 nt
Organism: Penicillium pulvis
Lineage: Eukaryota; Fungi; Ascomycota; Eurotiomycetes; Eurotiales; Aspergillaceae
Product: recombinase DMC1
Exons: 8
Coding region: 1-1011 (336 amino acids)
Biological process (GO): DNA recombinase assembly; reciprocal meiotic recombination; chromosome organization involved in meiotic cell cycle
Cellular component (GO): nucleus; condensed nuclear chromosome
Molecular function (GO): ATP hydrolysis activity; single-stranded DNA binding; ATP binding
Source: RefSeq, a predicted model, not a curated record